UCCGGAAGGCGGCGCGGGGCGGCGGCCACGCCCGGGAGGGACCUGCUCUGCGGCAGCGCGGCCGGCCCGAGCUAAAUAGAUGCUGAUGAAUGCUAAUGUAUGCUAAUCGAUGCUAACGAGGCGCGGAGGGGCCUCCGCGGGCCGCGCGCCGCCGAAGCCAACACCCCGCGGGACUCCGGGCGGCCGCCGGCGCCGCGCCGCCUCCCUCCGCCCCCGCACGGGGCGCCCACCGGCGGGAAGGGCCUCCCGGCCGAGGAGCCUCCUGCAGCCACCUGCCUCUGCCUGCCUGCUCCCCUCCCUGGGAGCCCCAGGGGCCUCCAUGGCUUCACCAACCCCUGCAAACCCAGCACAUGCCCACUUUGAGAGCUUCCUGCAGGCCCAGCUAUGCCAGGAGGUGCUGAGCAGCUUCCAGGGUCUGUGUGGGGCCCUAGGGCUGGAGCCUGGCGGCGGACUGCCCCAGUACCACAAGAUCAAGGCCCAGCUCAACUACUGGAACGCCAAGUCGCUAUGGGCCAAGCUGGACAAGCGAGCAGGCCAGCCUGUCUACCAGCAGGGCCAGGCCUGCAGCAACACCAAGUGCCUGGUGGUGGGUGCUGGGCCCUGUGGGCUGCGGGCUGCUGUGGAGCUGGCCCUGCUGGGAGCCCGUGUGGUGCUGGUGGAGAAACGCACCAAGUUCUCCCGACACAAUGUGCUGCACCUCUGGCCCUUCACCAUCCAUGACCUGCGGGCACUCGGCGCCAAGAAGUUCUAUGGGCGCUUCUGCACGGGCACCCUGGACCACAUCAGCAUCCGGCAGCUUCAGCUGCUUUUGCUGAAAGUGGCUUUGCUCCUGGGGGUGGAGAUCCACUGGGGUGUCACUUUCACUGGCCUCCAGCCCCCUCCCCGAAAGGGGAGCGGCUGGCGGGCCCAGCUUCAGCCCAACCCUCCAGCCCAGCUGGCCAGCUAUGAAUUUGCCGUCCUCAUCUCUGCUGCGGGGGGGAAAUUUGUCCCUGAAGGCUUCACUGUCCGAGAAAUGCGUGGCAAACUGGCCAUCGGGGUCACAGCCAACUUCGUGAACAGGCGGUCGGUGGAGGAGACGCAGGUUCCCGAGAUCAGCGGCGUGGCCAGAAUCUACAACCAGAAGUUCUUCCAGGGUCUGCUCAAAGCCACAGGCAUUGAUCUGGAGAACAUUGUGUACUACAAGGACGACACCCACUACUUUGUGAUGACAGCCAAGAAGCAGUGCCUGCUGCAGCUGGGCGUGCUGCGCCAGGACUGGCCGGAGACCGACCAGCUGCUGGGCAGCGCCAACGUGGUGCCAGAGGCUUUGCAGCACUUUGCCCGGGCUGCUGCAGACUUCGCUACCUGUGGAAAACUGGGGAAGCUGGAGUUUGCCCAGGACGCCCACGGGAGGCCUGACGUCUCUGCCUUCGACUUCACCAGCAUGAUGCGGGCAGAGAGCUCUGCGCGCGUGCAGGAGAGGCAUGGUGCCCGCCUGCUGCUGGGGCUGGUGGGGGACUGCCUGGUGGAGGUGAGGGGGUCGGGACGUUUCUACUGCCUCCAGCACCUGCCCCAGCCAGGCCUCAAAGAGGACGCCUGUGACAGAGGCCCCGAGAGGCAGGGCUCCCCCACACCGUCUGAGAACAGCAUGCCAUCGAGCCCCUCGGCCCCCACAGCUCCCCAGGAGGGGACCAGUCCUGUCCCAGGGCUCAGCCAGUCCGCCCGUCGGCUGAUCCGCCUUUCGAGCCCAGAGCGCCAGAGGCUGUCGUCACUCAGCCUCACCUCUGACCCGGACCCAGACCCUCCACCCAAGCCGCCCCGCAGCUGCCCUGCCUUGGGGCACCAGGCCCUGGAGGGCAGCCCUGUGGGCUGGGGCUUGGCCAUCCCGAUCCCUCAAGGUAAAGCUCUGCCCAGACCUGCUGACCAGGGUGGGGAUGGGGCAGGCGGC
Molecule: messenger RNA, 1927 nt
Organism: Manis javanica (Malayan pangolin)
Lineage: Eukaryota; Metazoa; Chordata; Mammalia; Pholidota; Manidae
Source: RefSeq, a predicted model, not a curated record